Messenger RNA from Schistocerca nitens (vagrant locust), 2498 nucleotides. RefSeq names its product facilitated trehalose transporter Tret1-like. Gene Ontology annotation, biological process: transmembrane transport. NCBI's taxonomy places the organism in Eukaryota, Metazoa, Arthropoda, Insecta, Orthoptera, Acrididae. The transcript is spliced from 5 exons. The record is from RefSeq and is a predicted model, not a curated record. Gene Ontology annotation, molecular function: transmembrane transporter activity. The coding region runs from base 51 to 1535 and encodes 494 amino acids. Gene Ontology annotation, cellular component: membrane.
GGCACGCAAUGUAGGCCUUCCAGUCGCACAGCGGGCUCGCCACCGGCGCCAUGGGGCAACCUCAGCACCAGGAGCAGCAGCAGGGGCCGCGCACCGGGUCCCGGCGGCUGCAGUAUGCCGCCGCCUUCUCAGCGACGCUGGGCUACCUGUCGUUCGGCGCGUUCGCCGGCUGGGCGGCGCCGGUGCUGCCGCGGCUCAUCUCCAACUCGUCGCACAUCCCCACCACGGAGGACGAGGCCUCCUGGAUCGUGGCGUCCAGCUCGCUGACCAUGGUCUUCCCCAUGCUGUUCAUCGGCCACCUGGUGGACCUGCUGGGCCGCAAGCGCAUGCUGCUGUACAGCGCCGGGCCGCACCUGGCGCUCUGGGCCAUCCAGAUCUUCGCCACGCAGCCCUGGGAGCUCAUCGUGUCGCGCGUCGUCGGCGCCAUCUCGCAGUGCAUCAUCAUCGUCACCUCGCCCUGCUACCUCGUCGAGAUCGCCGAGCUCGAGAUCCGCGGCACGCUGGUCACCCUCUACCAGGUGAUGCAGAACCUGGGCACGCUGGUCGUGUUCUGCGUGGCGCCGUACGUGCACUUCCGCACUUUGGCUGGCAUCAUGAUGGCCUUCCCCGUUCUGCUGGUGGCCACCCUCUCGUGGAUGCCGGAGUCCCCCACGUACCUGCUGCUCAGGGGGCGUUACAAGGAGGCCCAGCAGUCGCUCAAGCGUUUGCGAGGCACCAGAGUCUUCGAGGACGUGGAGGAGGAGUUCGAGGCUCUGAGGCGGUCGGUGGAGGAGCGCCAGAGCGAGCCGGGCGCGGGCGACGGCUACAUGGCGACGAUGCGGGAGCUGGUGUGCGACUCCGUCAACCGGCGCACGCUGCUCAUCUCGGGCAUCCUGAUGCCGCUGCUGCUCUGGUCGGGCUUCCUCGUGCUCAUGACGUACGCCACAGUGUUCUUCCAGCGCUCGGGCAGCUCCGUAGACCCCGACGUGUCGUCCAUCACGCUGGCCGUCGUGCAGAUGGUCAUGAGCGUGGUGGCCUCGGUGGCCGUGGAGCGCUUCAGGACGCGCCGCACGCCGCUCAUGGUGUGCUUCGCCGGCGCCGCCCUUGCGCUCGUAGCGGAGGGCCUCUACUUCUACCUGCUGGACGUGGCGCAAGCCGACGUGGCCGCCUUCACCUGGGUGCCGCUCGCCUCACAUAUAGUCUACUUGAUAUGCAUGACGAUGGGUCCAGGCGCCCUCAUAUGGACGGUCUGCAGCGAGGUGUUCCGUCCUCGUGUCAAGGGCAUCGCCAUGUCGGUGUUGUCCAUCGUCAACUGCGGAUCGGCUUUUGCCACGCUCAAGACAUACCACGUCAUGUCCAUCCACUUCGAGCUGUACGUGUCCUUCUGGAUGUUCGCCAUUUUCUGCGCAUUCGCCGUGUUCUACGUGUGGAGGUUCGUUCCCGAGACCAAAGGCCGGCUGGCUGAGGAGGUGGCGUUGGAGAUAGCGGGCAUCAAACCUGGACGCACUGAAGACGAGACCGCCACCAAAGAGGAGAGGGAGAGGAUAAAAGUGUGAGCCUGCACUCCGUGGCACGCCAAUACUCUACAAUAUGACAAACUCUGAUGCGCCCACUAUCAUGAAAAGUGUCGCCCACCUCUUGACUGUGAUAGCCUUUCGACAUUCUAGACUUUUCGGUGCUGCUGAAGAAGCGUUAUAAUUCGCAUUAUAUUUUACAUUUGUACAAAAUAUCAACCAUAUCACUUUAUUGUAUUUGCUGCAAAGAGAUUAUUUAUUGCAAGAGAUCGUAGGCUUACCUGGCCGUCUCCAGUGAAAAUAUAAGUUCCUCAAUUUUUAUAAACGGUCAUUCUACAAGUUGAUAUCUAUGUAUAUAAAGAACAGAUCAGCAGGGACUUGUGUUUACUCCUGAUGCUUCACCCGUUUUUAGCCUAGGUGAAGAGGGCUCUUUCAUUGCUACGACUUCCACUUAGUUUCAAUGUCUUAGCAUCACCAGUGGCAAUCUACGAAAGAAAGUCUGGAGCAUCUUGAAGCAGUUUCUUAGGUUCUUUGCAGACUUUCUCGCAAUAUCCUUCUGAUCGUCUUGAAGCAGUUGUGGCACAAAUUUCUUCGCAAUACUUCUCAUGUUCAACUUUUCUCUUACAAUUCGUUAACGUAUACUAUAACGUAUUCCCAAGGUGUUAGAGAGGUCUUGACAGCCUGUCUACGAACUUGCAGAAUCAGAUCCUCCAUUUUCCGAACGUUCCCUGGAGUGAUACCAGUUGACGGCCGACUGGAAAAGUCCUCUCUAUCACUAGACGUUCGCCUGUUUUGAAACGCCUAUACCAGUCGUAAGUCUGUGUCUUGCCAAAGCGUUGUCUCCAAGUGCUUGGUUCACCGUCUGGUGCGUUUCUGCAUCGGUUUUCCAGGUUUAGAAUAAAACUUUACUUAAAUACGCUACUGUUUCAGGUCAGCCAUAGGAAAGCCACCAACUGUCGAAAACACAACAGUGGAAAUAUGUUCACCAAGAAGCAGCCAAAUCAC